AUGUCACUUCGGAACCGAAGCUCAUCGAAAUCGCGCCGUUUUUCUGAAGCGGCCCUUUUACAGUCUCAUGACGCCGAUCCCAAAGAUCGAUUCACGGAUCUUGCCGAGGCAGCCUUGGAUGAAGCGGAUAUGGAAGAGGAACAGAAAGGUGUAAUUCAGGAAGUUGUCGAAGCGUUGAUUGCGCGCAGUGGAGCGCCAUUAGUAGCUGAAGUCAUUUCGGAACAACUGCGAAGCCAAGACGUCAUUGAACGUUUAGCGGAAUCACACGAAGAACAACGUCAACGUCUCAGAAAGCGACCCAGCUCUCCCGAUUCGGUUAUCGCUCCCAACAUUCUCAAAGAGCCCGUCACCGAACCUAUCCCUGAAGAGGCCGCAGCCCACGAAGAGGAAGUGGAACCGGUGGCCUUGCUUUCCGAGUACCUGUGGCGCUUGUUUCGCCUUCUUUUACUCGCCAGCAUCGUCGGCUUAAUCAUCCAUUUUGUUUACGCUCAUUCUUACGAAACAUACGUGUAA
Messenger RNA from Radiomyces spectabilis, 513 nucleotides. RefSeq lists its product as uncharacterized. The coding region runs from base 1 to 513 and encodes 170 amino acids. Lineage: Eukaryota; Fungi; Mucoromycota; Mucoromycetes; Mucorales; Radiomycetaceae. The transcript has a single exon. The record is from RefSeq and is a predicted model, not a curated record.